AUGUAUAAAGCAACGCCUAAAGCCAAAAACUCAGCAGAUCCAAGUGACGGCAGGCUGCUGGUGUGUCGGCUGGACAACCCAUCCCUGGGAACAGAGAAGGAGGCCAGGCUGCUGCUGUACCAGGACAUGGACUCAGACCUGGACAACCUGAGCUGCUCCCAGCGACUCAGCAGAGCCCAGUUCACCAUUUCCCUCAGCCAGGAUGAACACAACCAGACUAUCCCUCGUCAGUCUUCGCCCACAGCCUGGCAGGUGCUGUACGCUGACAGAUACACGUGUGAGGAAAACUCAGCAACGCCGUCGUUCGCUGACCUCGGCUUCACUCUCCUGCUGUUCAACCCCGACUCUGCUGGGAACCCGCUGGAUCACUUCAGCGCAGAGGAAGCAGGGCUGCACAGUUUCUACUUCCUCCUACUGCUCGCCUACUUCAUCGCCUGCUGCAUCUACUUCCAGCCUCUGUAUCAGGCGCUGAAGAAAGGGGGCCCCAUGCACACGGUCCUCAAGGUGCUGACCAUGGCCCUGGCUCUGCAAGGCUGCUCUGCCCUCUGCAACUACAUCCACCUGGCCAGGUAUUCCAGAGACGGUACUGGGAUCCCCCUGAUGGGCAGCCUGGCAGAGUUCUGGGACAUGGUGUCUCAGGUGUCCAUGCUGUACAUGCUGCUGAGCCUGUGUAUGGGCUGGACUCUGAGUCGAGGCAGGAAGCCGCAGUCCAGACCGCUACAGUGGGAGCGCUCCCCGGCGUCCACGGCCGUCGCUGUCGGCGGCGUGGUCACACAGGGGGUCCUGCUGCUGUGGGAGCAGUACUCUGAGUCAGAGAGCGAACACCACAGUUAUCACGCCCAACGAAGCCUAGCAGGUCUCCUCCUCCUGGCUCUGAGAGUGGCGCUGUCCCUCCUGCUGGCCUCCGUCCUCUACCAGAUCGUCUCCACAGAGAGGAGCACCCUGAAGAGAGACUUCUACCUCUGCUUUGCUAAGGGCUGCUUCCUGUGGUUCCUUUGUCACCCUGUCCUCGUCCUCAUGUCUGUGGUCUUCAACGACCACCAGAAGGAAAAGGUCAUCACCAUCGGCGUGAUCCUCUGUCAGUCCAUCUCCAUGGUGAUCCUCUACCAGCUCUUCCUGUCCCGCUCGCUCUACUGGGAGGUGUCCUCCCUCUCCUCCGUGUCUUUGCCACUCACCAUGUCCAGAACGAACCACAGGGGGCGCCUAUGAGCACAGAUACCGAGGUUACGGUGAGAACUGAAGCGUCUCUGUCAGACGCAGCAGGAGAUGUCCCCCUGCACCGUCCUCUGUCCCACAUUAGAGCUACCACUGAGCCGUGGACAGAGGACAGUACUUACUGCAACAUACUACCUCUGACUUCUAACUGGAGCCUCUGGGAUGCAAAAUGCAUGGCCAAGCAUGCAUCAGCUGGCGAGGUAGACGUCAGCAGAAAACCAUGAUGAAGAACUUGAGAGAGUGCAAAAUCACAAGCAAUCACAAUUAGAUUAUUUUUAAAGGCUUUACCUGCAAAUCGCUGAGUCAGCCACGAUUGGGGUAGUCUGCAUGUAGAUAGGCUUCCCCGCAACAGUUUUCAUUCCCCUUUUACCACAAGCUUGAGCUUAUUUUAUUAGCAUUUUAUGUGAUAGACCAACAUGAAUUAAAGUGGAAGGACAAAAACAUGAUGUUCAGGGGUCAGUUUCAGUUUCCCAAUAAGCAAAACUUCAAUUCUGGUCUCUCCUGAGGCCUUCACAGAACAUCUGGAUUUAUUCUGAAAUGUAAUUACAAAUUAAUGGAUGCUGUUUGCUAAUUGCUAGUAAAGACAGUGGCUUGUAUUCCAGGGUAUCAUCAGGGUUAAGGGAGAUGAAAACAAAUGUACGCCACUUCUAUGUUGGUGUGCAAUAAAUUUUUAGACCCAUGUACAAUUUUUAUUGCGUUCUAGCUAAACUUCUCUUUUUCCUAAUGAAAUCCUAAUAAAAUGUGGUUCUAGUGUGAGUAUUCAAGAGGGAAAAGAAAUCUCCAAUACUGACGUUUUUCCUCUCAAAAUUCAGACUUGUAGCGUAAAAUUCUAACUUAAAUCAUAGAAUGUCAGAAGUCUGACUUUUUUUUCUUGAUUUUUUUCCAGAAUU
Xiphophorus maculatus (southern platyfish) is the source of this 2105-nucleotide messenger RNA. RefSeq names its product integral membrane protein GPR180-like. The record is from RefSeq and is a predicted model, not a curated record. The transcript is spliced from 10 exons. Lineage: Eukaryota; Metazoa; Chordata; Actinopteri; Cyprinodontiformes; Poeciliidae. Gene Ontology annotation, biological process: G protein-coupled receptor signaling pathway; response to pheromone. The coding region runs from base 1 to 1209 and encodes 402 amino acids.